This is a messenger RNA of Suillus clintonianus, 360 nucleotides long. RefSeq lists its product as uncharacterized. The transcript has a single exon. The record is from RefSeq and is a predicted model, not a curated record. The annotation marks the transcript as partial. Lineage: Eukaryota; Fungi; Basidiomycota; Agaricomycetes; Boletales; Suillaceae.
CCAUCCAAACACUUCGCCACCCUCAUCGCCAGACUCCCCAGACGCCACAGCUCCCUCAUUUUCCAACUACGAACUGGACACGCACCAUUAAACAAGCAUCUAAACAGAAUCAGCAAAGCCCCCUCACCGAAAUGUCCCAGAUGCACGCGAAACGAAACCACACACCAUUUCCUCAUAGCCUGCCCAGCGUACGCACGACAUAGGAUCGUGCUUGUCGACGAGAUCGGAACACGCGCACAUGAGCUCAAGUAUCUUCUCAACCACCCAGACUGUAUUAAACCCACUCUCAAGUUCAUAGCCAAAACCCGACGUUUAGAAACCAUCUUUGGAGACGUGACCCCGCCCCCCGACGAAGAAGAC